Messenger RNA from Carassius gibelio (silver crucian carp), 2726 nucleotides. RefSeq names its product aryl hydrocarbon receptor repressor. Gene Ontology annotation, molecular function: nuclear receptor activity; transcription cis-regulatory region binding; protein dimerization activity. The record is from RefSeq and is a predicted model, not a curated record. Gene Ontology annotation, biological process: regulation of transcription by RNA polymerase II. The coding region runs from base 184 to 1761 and encodes 525 amino acids. NCBI's taxonomy places the organism in Eukaryota, Metazoa, Chordata, Actinopteri, Cypriniformes, Cyprinidae. The transcript has 9 exons. Gene Ontology annotation, cellular component: cytoplasm; aryl hydrocarbon receptor complex; transcription regulator complex.
CAGAAUCGCGUGCGAAGAGUCCGGCGUGUCAUUCUGUGGAAUCCGCCAACUGAAACACACUAUAUAACAGCAAACACACACACUCACGCACACACACACACACACACACACAAACACAGGCGAGUUUCUGCUGCAGCUCAUUCUGCGCUCGAUCAUCACACAGCAGAGCAUCUGUUGGUGAAGAUGAUUCCUCCUGGAGACUGUCUGUACGCUGGGAGGAAGAGGAGGAAACCCGUCCAGAAACACAGAAAACCAGCGGCAGUGACGGAGAAGUCGAACCCGUCGAAGCGACACCGCGACCGUCUGAACGCUGAGCUGGAGCGACUCGCCGGACUGCUGCCCUUCUCCCCUGAGAUCAUCUCCAAACUGGACAAACUGUCCGUCCUGCGUCUGAGCGUCAGCUACCUGCGGGUCAAGAGCUUCUUCAGCGCUGUUCAGGAAAACCCUCGUGAGAAACACCUGAACGGGAAAGAGUGCGACACCACGGCCAGCAGUGCCCCUGAGAGCCAGCUGCUGCUAGAGUCUUUAGCAGGUUUUGCGCUGGUGGUCAGCAGUGAUGGGAUGGUCUUCUACGCCUCCUCCACCAUAGUGGACUACCUGGGCUUCCACCAGACAGAUGUGAUGCAUCAGAACGUGUUCGACUACAUUCAUGUGGACGACCGGCAGGAGUUCAGACGACAGCUGCACUGGGCCAUGAACCCUUCAGCUCAAAGCAGCUCGGGUGAAGAUUUCGUGUUCAGCAGUCUGUUCCAGUCUGACGUUCCUCCGGAGUUCUCCUGCUUCCUGAACCGCUGCUUCCUCCUGCGCGUGCGCUGCUUACUGGACAGCAGCUCUGGAUUCCUGACGAUGCAGUUUCAGGGAAGACUGAAGCUCCUUCACGGUCAGAGGAAGAAGACGUCGUCCGGAGCGCUUCUGCCUCCUCAGCUGGCUCUGUUCUGCGUCGCUGUGCCUCUGCUCCUGCCCUCCAUCACCGAGAUGAAGAUGAAGAGCGGCGUGAUGAAGGGCAAACACAGGAACCCCGGCCUUUUCACCUCGUUAGAUCACAAUGACAGAGACGAUGCUUUCAGACAGGCCUCGCUCCUGAGCAAAGACAGCGUCAAGUACAAGAGCGAAGGGCCCUACAGCCCGGACGAGCCUCUGGACUUCUGCAAGACGAGCGGGCAGAAGUUCACAAACCUGGACUGUGGCGUCUGGCCCUCCAGAAGCUCCUCGGUCCUCGGCAAACACUACACUAAACCGUAUCGAUCGGCCCCGGGAUGUUACAGCUCCAGAGCCGAGGCCUUCAUCCCCAAACCCUUCGACAGCGACUGCGGCGUCAAGAGCGAGGGCUUCUGCUUCGACGGAUACGAGGCUCAGGCGGUGCUGGAGCCGGCGGUGAAGGUGGAGCAGGACUCGGACUCGGAGAACGCUUCGUGGACGCAGAUGAAAGCAGAGGCUGGAUUCGGAGAGCAGUACUCUUCCUGUCAGCGUCUGAAGGGAGCGCCGUACACCGGACAGUAUUACGGCUCGACCCGAGCGCUCAAGUGUGUCCUGAACCGAGACGGCGUGGCUGCCAGCGCAUACAACACACACUGCAGCGACGCCUACGCUGACUACAAAGGGUACGUGCAGCACGACUAUAAAGCGGGUUACGAGUUCAAAGGUCACGGGCUGCUCCACUGCAUCAAACAGGAGCCCGUCGACGCUCCGCUGUGGCACGACGACACGAACUGCUCCAUGAGCGCCGCUCACAAGAUCAACCCCUACGUCUUCAUGCAGUAGCUUCUCUCAUUCUGUCAUCUUUCAUUUUAAAAAACUGGAAAUUCAUGAGGUGUGUUUUUAUAACCCACAAUCAUCCCAUUGUUCAUACGCACUUACACAUGUACGCGCACACACACACACACACACACACACACGCGCACACACACACUCACACGCGCACACACACUCACACGCGCACACUCACACGCACACACACACAUACACACACUCACACACACACACACACAUUUGAGCGUCUGGUUAGGCUUUGUUUGGUGAGCUUCCAUUAUAUUUUGUUUCUAUGCACAUUUUUAUAUUGUGAGACUAAUAUUUCUUUCUCAGUUUGUUCAACAAACAUGGACAAGACUAACAUAAAAAAUUACAAUUAAAAAAUUAUCUGAAAAUUAUUGAAAUUAUUUCAUUUGACAGAUUGAUUUGAAGGUUCAGGAUUUGCUGAGAGUCUAGUACAUCAUUACAGUAAUUGUUUUACUUUUAGGAGUUGUUUUGUAAAAGCAUUUCAUCUGCAUUAUUAUUAAUUAUUUAUAAGUACAAAAACUGAAGGAUUUCAUCUGUUUGUGUUUAGAUUUCAGCCGAAUCGUUUACAGAAUAUCAUUAAAUAGCCAAGAGGUGAAAAAACACCUAAAAAAAAAGAUUAUGUUGAAGCAGUUCAGUAAUAAAACAUACAGUAAUUAAUAAUGUCGAAUAUUGAGGCUCUUAAACAUUAAAUUGACUUCAGCACUGAUAAGAAUGCCAAACAUUUCAUGUGUUUAAUAGAGCACGGUAUGACUUUAUAUAAAACUACUGUUCAAUGUAAUAACUAAUAAUGAUAAUAAUACUGCACUUGCACUACUGGGGCUAGUUAAGUGAAAGAGAAGUGUUUGACGAGCUGUUUCUGGAAGGUUCAUUUGUAUCAAUAAUUUCUAUUUAUUGUUUAAUGGCCUUUUGCACUCUUUCAGGAAGGAUUUUAACAUGACGUUUUGCCUCUG